CCGAUUUGUAUAGGCAUUUCAAAAAACGUUUCUCAGACAAGCCCAAACCCCAGAAAAAUCCCAUUUUCACUUCUGAAUGUAAUUAAAACAUUUCCAAUGCCUCCAGAUAGGGCAUGGAAGAAAAUGAAGUCCCCUUCUUCUUCUGCUUCUUCUUCUAGUGAGGAGUGCCGGAACUGGCUCGAACUCCCAAGGGACGUGACGGUGUCGAUUCUACAGAGGCUGGGCACAAUCGAAAUCCUAGAGACCGCGCAGAAGGUGUGCAUGCUGUGGCGCAACAUCAGCAAAGACCCUUCCAUGUGGAACUCCAUCGACAUGCGCAAUCUGGGUGACCUCCACGACAUGGAUUACGACCUCGAGAAGAUGUGCAUUCACGCCAUCGAUCGCAGUUGCGGCCACUUACAAGAUAUCAACAUCGAGUACUUCGGUACCGACAAGCUCCUCGCCUACAUCACCCAAAGUUCAAGUCAGCUUAGACGCCUUCGUCUUGUAUGUUGCUAUAGCAUUUUGGAUGAGGGAUUGAGCAAAGUGGCUGCAAAACUUUCAUUAUUGGAGGAGCUGGACAUUACGCUUUGUUCCUUGUCAAAAGAAUCUCUGGAAGUUGUGGGGCGCUGUUGUCCUCUUUUGAAAUCAUUCAAAUGGAAUCAGCAGUGGUAUGCUACUGGACUUUCUCAGACAGAGUGUGAUGAGGAGGCAGUUGCUAUUGCAAAGAACAUGCCCGAAUUACGCCACCUCCAGCUUAUUGGAAAUCAGCUGACAAAUGAUGGUUUGCAGGCCAUACUUGAUGGUUGUCCUCACCUCGAAUCACUUGACCUAAGGAAAUGUUUCAAUGUCACUCUGUCAGGAAAUUUGGGAAGAAUAUGUGCUGAAAGGAUUAAAAACCUGCGUCAUCCCAAUGAUUCCACUGAUGACUAUGGUUUCGUCGCUGAUGAUGGAUCUUUUGAUGAAGGCUUGGAUAUUGUUUAUUCCCUAGAUUACACUGAGGAUGAUGAAGUCGUUGAUGACAUUCAUGAUGAUGGAUCUUUUGAUGAUGACUCGGACUACGAUCCCACCGACUUAUAUUAAUGAUUUGGGAGAUUUUUAUUUUGACUAGUGCUUUUGUGCAGUGCAUCUAAACAAAAUGACUUUUGUGCUGCACUUAUUUUGAAUAUUUAGUAUUAGUAAUACUUUAGUUAUUAGAUCUGAAAU
Molecule: messenger RNA, 1185 nt
Organism: Quercus lobata
Lineage: Eukaryota; Viridiplantae; Streptophyta; Magnoliopsida; Fagales; Fagaceae
Product: putative F-box/LRR-repeat protein 23
Exons: 2
Coding region: 97-1062 (321 amino acids)
Molecular function (GO): protein binding
Source: RefSeq, a predicted model, not a curated record